UGCUCUUCUCCCAUCACAGGUUCCGAGACUCACUCCACCACCGCCAAAGUCCCUCCUGUAAUGGACGUCUUGUCCGUAAAAUGUGACUCGUGCGGGUUCACAGAGGAGUGCACCCCUGCAUACAUUCUUCGUGUCCGGGAAAGGUACCAAGGCCGGUGGAUAUGCGGGCUGUGUGUCGAGGCUGUGAAAGACGAGGUUCUAAGAUCGGACAUGCUCAUCUCCACCGAAGAAGCACUUGAUCGACACAUCACUUUCUGCAUGCAAUUCAGAUCCUCGUGCUCUCUGAAACAAGCAGAGCACCCUAUCUCCGCCAUGGGCAGGCUUCUCAGGCGAAGCUUGGACUCCCCGAGACUGCUUCGAUUCAGUUCAACUGCAGAUUUGCAUGCGGCCGAUGGGGUUCGGACUUCGGAUCUGUUCCGGUCCGAAAGUUGUGUCUCCUCUGUACCGUCAAUGGGUUAUUGAAAGAGGUUACAUAGAAUAUUAAGUGCAGAACUCUGUUUCUCUCUCUGUCCAAAGGAUUUAGGAAUAGUGAUAAGAUAUUUAUCAUGUCGAAGUGAAUAACAUGUCGAAGAUAUUUAUCAUGUCGAAAUAAGAUAUUUAGGAAUGGUAGAAUAUUAAUAGCCAUGUCGAAGUGAAUAGUGAUAAGAUAUUUAGGAAAUGGGUGCUGAUUUCUCUCAAUAUUUCUUACUUUGCUGGACCCUUCAUUUUGUACAUAAUAUAUAUCUCAGAGCAAUUUUAAAUUUC
This is a messenger RNA of Juglans regia (Persian walnut), 744 nucleotides long. RefSeq lists its product as uncharacterized. The transcript has a single exon. The record is from RefSeq and is a predicted model, not a curated record. The coding region runs from base 61 to 462 and encodes 133 amino acids. NCBI's taxonomy places the organism in Eukaryota, Viridiplantae, Streptophyta, Magnoliopsida, Fagales, Juglandaceae.